This is a messenger RNA of Cuscuta campestris, 931 nucleotides long. NCBI's taxonomy places the organism in Eukaryota, Viridiplantae, Streptophyta, Magnoliopsida, Solanales, Convolvulaceae. The record is from the annotation of a GenBank genome assembly.
GGUCUGAUGAUCUUCAAAGUACCAGGUCCGAUGAACCCCAAAAGCGCCAGGUCUGAUGAACUCCAAAGUGUCAGGUCCGAUGAACCCAAAAAGCGCCAGAUCUGAUGAUCUCCAAAGUGCCAAGUCUGAUGAACCCCAAAGCGCCAGGUCUGAUGAACUCCAAAGUGAUACGUGUGAUGAUCCGCAAAGUGCCAGAAGGACAGGUCAUGGGAAUGGCUUGACGAUUUCAAAGAAGGACAGGUCAUGGGAAUGGCUUGACGAUUUCAAAAAAAGGACAGGUCAUGGGAAUGGCUUGACGAUUUCAAAGAAGGAUAGGUCAUGGGAAUGGCUUGACGAUUUCAAAAAAGGACAGCCCAGGGCAUCGGCAUAUACCAGGCUCUCAUAUGAUGAGGAUGACCUGGACAAGAUAGGGAGCGUAGCGAGAAAGCUAUGUGCCCUGGAGGAAAAGGUGGAAGAGAAGGCGGGAGCAAAGAAGCACACCCUGGCCAAAUCACCCUUUUCAGCCAGGGUACAUGCACAAAAAUUGAGGCGUAAGGUCAAGCUGGACGUGGAGAAAUUCACUGGAAAGGCGGGAGCAAAGAAGCACACCCUGGCCAAAUCACCCUUUUCGCAAAUAACAAUGUUGAUUAAUUCUUAAACAUAAAAUAUAAAUUAGAGAUUUUAUCAUGUGUACCUGAUAAUUCUGUAAACGUAGUUAGAGAUGAGGCCAUGAUUCUCACGCAGAUCGAGUUCCCGUUUAAGGUGUAUUGUUAUGAUGGCUAAGGUGAGGAUGAGACUCACGAGAAUAGAGAGGCAGAGAGGAGGCGUAAGAUCGGUGUAUUGAUCUCUGCCUAAUGACCUCUAUUUAUAUACACCCAAGGGGAAACUCUAAUUAGGUCAUAAGGGUAAUUACGUCCAUCGAAUAAUUACGAAAUAAAUACGUAGGGUAUUU